Aspergillus homomorphus CBS 101889 is the source of this 420-nucleotide messenger RNA. RefSeq lists its product as uncharacterized. The record is from RefSeq and is a predicted model, not a curated record. The transcript has 3 exons. The annotation marks the transcript as partial. NCBI's taxonomy places the organism in Eukaryota, Fungi, Ascomycota, Eurotiomycetes, Eurotiales, Aspergillaceae.
GCUCCUGCAUCAUUCUGCAAGUGUACAUGCUUCUCCAACAGCACUAUCAUUCCUCUUGAUCCCGAAAAGCCAAACUCCGUUUCCACACUGAGCAGUCUCUUCCAUCUUCGAAGUCACGAUGCCACAAAUAUACUGAAUAGCCGAGCUAAGAACUACCGGUCUUUGAGCUGCAACGACUGCAAUCGGAAGUUCUGCUUGGACUAUGACUUGCCUACUUGUAAAGGGGCAAAGGAAGAGGACGUCUUUACCACAUGUUUUCAACGAGAUUCCAGAAAAGACCAAGCCAUCGUCUUCAUCUUUAUGAUUGCAACGGGCAGCCUCUUGACCUGGGCAAUUCUGAAGCCUUGGGUCGAGAAGUGGCUGGAGGCUGCAAGAGAACGACGAUCAUAUAUACCUAUAUCAGGCAAUGCAGGUUCCUAA